AUGGAGAACAGAGUGGCUUCUCUUUUAAUUCUCACAAUGGCAAUCUUAUGCUGCACCGGACAUACGGCAGCUACCGUCAAGCAUUGCCCCGACUGCGGGCACAUGCGGGUGCCAUAUCCGCUAAGCACAUCACCGGACUGCGGUAACCAACAAUACAAGGUCCGGUGCAAUGCAGGGGUGCUCUGGCUUGACACUCUCAAUAGCUCAUCAUACUUAAUCACAUCAAUUAACCCACUAACCCAGCGCCUAAUCAUCCGGCCGCCGGGGUUAGCGAACAACGUCACGUGCAUGGCAGCUGACUUUAAGUCCCAAGGCAUUUUACUGGACAACAACCUCCCUUUCAACAUUAGCAGCGGCAACACAGUCAUAGGCAUGAACUGUUCCAAUGAAAUGCUCACUCUCUCUCAAAACUGCUCAUCAAACAGUCUCUGCCACGACUACGUUAAGCACAACCCAAUGGCUGCCUCGGCGUGCAGGAAGUUUCCGUUGUGCUGCUUGUACAAGACUGGAGGGUCUAACAAUGCUUACAAGAUCAGGGUUAGGAAGGAGAGGUGCUCCGCUUAUGUGAGCUUUGUGAAUUUGGACACUUCUUCUGGGGCUCUGAGCAGCUGGCCUGAGCCUGGGGUUGAGAUUAUGUGGGAGCUGCCGCCAGAGCCAGAGUGCAAGCUGCCAAUUGACUGUGGCGAUUUGAUGAACUCUGUAUGUUUGGCGGAUCGGUUUGGACAAAGAAGGUGCUUGUGCAAGGCUGGGUUUCAAUGGGACGCCAUCAAUGCAAUAUGCCACAACAUCAAGUGUCCAAAUUGGAGACGCUGCAAACGUCGAAAGAAACUAGCUCCACUCAUUGGAGGCCUGGUCUUUGCUGCGGUUGCAAUGCUUAUUGGAGCCAUUAUUGGAUCUGUAGUCUACAAGCGACGUGACCAAAACGUUGCGAGAUCAGCACAUUUUAGCUUGACAAAGUUCCGGGAAGACAUGCUAAAUGCCAACAAUAGCGCUGGCAAAUCAGCCAAGAUCUUCACUGGCAAAGAAAUCACAAGAGCAACCAACAAUUUCUCCAAAGACAACGUGCUUGGCUCUGGUGGAUUUGGUGAAGUCUUUAAAGGAGUUCUUGAUGAUGGAACAAUCACAGCAGUCAAGAGAGCCAAGCCUGGCAACACUAAAGGCAUGGAUCAAAUCUUCAACGAAGUUCGAAUUCUCUGUCAAGUAAACCAUAGAAGCCUAGUCAAAUUGAUGGGGUGUUGCCUUGAGCUUGAACAGCCUCUCUUGAUCUACGAGUAUAUCCGCAACGGUACCCUUUUCGAACAUCUCCAUACAGGAAAUUUCAACACUUCAAAAAGGGUCUCACUCACUUGGCCUAUGAGGCUUACCAUUGCUCGUCAAACAGCUGAAGGGCUUGCCUAUCUGCACGAUUCUGUCGUGCCACGAAUUUACCACUGCGACAUAAAAUCAAGCAACAUUUUACUCGACGACAAGCUCAAUGCAAAAGUUGCUGAUUUUGGGCUGUCAAGGCUUGCCAUGACUGAAUCAAGUCACAUUACAACAUGUGCUCAGGGGACCUUGGGUUACCUAGACCCCGAAUAUUACCUAAACUUUCAGCUGACCGAUAAGAGCGAUGUCUAUAGCUUUGGAGUGGUGCUGUUGGAGCUGUUGACAUCUAAGAAAGUUAUUGAUUUUAACAGACAAGAAGAGGAUGUGAACUUAGUGGUCUAUGUUAAGAACAUUUUAAGGGAAGAGAGACUAAUGGAUGCCAUUGAUCCUAGGAUAAAAGAUGGGGCUGGCAUUGUAGAAUUGGAGACUAUGAAAGCCUUGGGGUCGCUAGCCUCGGCUUGCUUGGAUGAGCGAAGGCAGAAUCGGCCCUCAAUGAAAGAAGUUGCUGACGAGAUUGAGUACAUCAUCAGUAUUGUUACAAAUCAGGUUUCAGCAACUUAG
Molecule: messenger RNA, 1926 nt
Organism: Prunus persica (peach)
Lineage: Eukaryota; Viridiplantae; Streptophyta; Magnoliopsida; Rosales; Rosaceae
Product: wall-associated receptor kinase-like 20
Exons: 3
Coding region: 1-1926 (641 amino acids)
Biological process (GO): cell surface receptor signaling pathway; protein phosphorylation
Cellular component (GO): plasma membrane
Molecular function (GO): polysaccharide binding; ATP binding; protein serine/threonine kinase activity
Source: RefSeq, a predicted model, not a curated record